Messenger RNA from Pochonia chlamydosporia 170, 2655 nucleotides. RefSeq names its product 3-hydroxyisobutyrate dehydrogenase protein. NCBI's taxonomy places the organism in Eukaryota, Fungi, Ascomycota, Sordariomycetes, Hypocreales, Clavicipitaceae. The record is from RefSeq and is a predicted model, not a curated record. The transcript is spliced from 5 exons. Bases 1 to 2655 code for a protein of 884 amino acids.
AUGUCUCAAGUAAACGAUCCUUCCAUGCCACCAGCUCAUGGUGGUGGCUAUCAGCCAGGUUCCCGUGUUAGUCCUGUGCAAGAACAGCACUCUGCACAGUCGAAUUCUCAACCUCAUGGUGGUGGCUAUCAGCCAGGUUCUCAUGUUAGUCCUGUACAAGAACAGAACUCUGCACAGCCGAAUUCUCAACCUCACGGUGGACACUAUCAGCCUGGCCAACGACGCCAGAAUGUUCCCAUACAGAAUGCUCCUGGACUAGCCCAAGCCCAGAUACCUGCAGCACCACCUGGGGUUAGUACACAUCAGACUGCCUGGCAGCAUCAACCGUGGCAUCCACAGCAACCAAACUUCAUCCCCAGUCCCAUUCAACCUCAUAUGGGUUACAACCCGGCAAACCAACCUCACCAGGACAAACAGCCUAACCAGAGGGAACCAUUUAUGGAGGCCGUUGAACGGGGAGGAUCACGCGGUAUAGCUGAUACUAUCACCGCAGUUGGCCAUCACCAUCACCGAACGUAUCAAAGAGGCUAUGCGAAUCUUUUCCACGAAAGAGCCAGGGCCCGAUGGGAAUAUCCAAACUCCUACCAAAUGCCUGGGUUGAGCUAUACCUCAACAACGAACGAGCGUCACCGAGAUAUAUUGCAACGAAUCCACGAGGGAACAGACGAUGACAGGUACAUCAGCCCAACUGAUGGCCGUGUUUCCAAACUUGUUGUCCAAGCCGCACAAGAUGUUUACGACGGUCCGCAGAAUUCUACCUGGAGGAGAACAUUCAUUCGCAAUGUCUGCCCAAUUUACAUGCAAUUAGCCAAUUUCCCCUUCAGCAAUGUCCCCACAGAUCCUGGGCUGUGGACCAGCGACGACUGGGCCAUGCUCCUUUGCCAACCCCAGGCCGCACAAGGUGAGAUAAGGCGUAACGGCAUGUAUGACCCUGUCAACUAUCGCUAUUGGGGAUAUCCAAAAGCAGCAAGAAAUCAUUAUGAGAGCGCGGAGUGUGUUGAUCUUCUUCCUCACGCUGGAGCGACCAACAACCUUAUGAUACCGCGUGUUCUUGGUCCAAGAUAUCUCUGUUUCCUGAAAGAGCCUUCUGAAUCGCAAAUGCGCGGCGUCAGUGUACGCAAAGUCGACCAGUCAACAGCCGGCAUGCCAUACAUCUUCAUAGCAUACACGGCUGAGCAGUUCGAACAAGAAGAUCUUGAGGACCUUCAUUCCAUUGCUGAAAGAGCAGCCAGAGAUGCUGGCGUACCUGCCUACUGGGUAGGAUGCAGCUGCAUGCAAGAUGAGGACCAGGUAGAAGAUGAUGUGUAUCGCAUCAGCGAUGUAAUGCGCGGAGCCCAUUCUCUCAUCAUUGCCGUUGGUCCCUCUCGUCGGCGACCAGACUGGGAUACCCCGGAUGCGAUGUUGCAGCUAUGGGGGGAGAGAAUGUGGACGUUACCCGAGGCUCUACUGAGUCCUGCAGACAAGGAUAUCAAAGUCUACACCCGGGGAAACACUGGUCCUCCUCGAGUGAUCUCGAAGAAGCAAUUUCCUACCGUUGUUUGGAACGAUCCACUCAUCUCCAGACAACUUGUCGAUCACUUCAACAACACUCUGAGUCUCAGUCCUCUAGAGCUAGUUUCUAUUGCUUUGAACUGUCUGCGAAGCAGAAACACAACCCAGUAUCUUCCCGGCGACUUAUCCUAUGCGCUUAUGGGUCUUCUGCUCCAACGACCACAAAUCGACCAAACAGAUUCCGAUUUCCAGGCAUUUGCCAGGCUGUCUCUUGCCAAUGACAGCGAUAUGCUCCUCGAGCGCCUCAUCUGCAUGCUUCCCAAGAACCAAAAUGCGCCUUGGCUAGCCAUGGAUGACGCCUGGAACUCCAAUCUAUGGGAUAUUUACCCAAAUUGUCAAGUCGCUGGAGUAGGCCACGAUGACACGGUCAUGUUAGACGGCGCAUUCGGCGCCGCCAUACGAUGGAAAGCAUUUGCCACCGUAGCUUCUGUCGGAAGGGAGUCGUGGAGACGGCUCGGAUCUCGAAUAGUCCUUCAUACAACACCGCUCUUUUUCCUCAUUGGUAUUAUCCUCAUUGCAUUCGGUGUCGCCAUCCCCCUAGCCGCCGUCUUGCUCCUGGGUUCCUUGCUCAUCAUCAUCAUAUCACCCUACCUGGUUCGUGUCCUGUAUUCCGGCAAAAUAUGGGGAUCACAAGCGUGGUUUUUCGGUUUUGAAGGCUACCUCGACCUCGCAACAAUUGAAUCACACAUCUUUGGUGCGUACAUGGGUCGCCUGCAUUGGAGCCCGUCUGGCAGCUCAAUAUCGAAGCAUAUGAUGAACGAACACAAAGAAUGCGUUGGUGUUGACCCAACUAUGGAUCCACAAGUCAAAGCAAUGGUUGAGCAGGCUAAAAAUAGCCCUUAUGGUGCCAUGAAGGUGUUUACGCUUGUCGAUACAUAUACCUUGACUGUGACCAUGUUCCUGGCCGUCAGGCCGCCAGUAGCGGUGCUCAUGUGUGGGCAUGAAGGAGGGAAGCAGCGAGCCAUUCUAUGCUCUUAUGCUUGGAAGAGCCAGACGUUCUAUCGGGAGACGGUGCUGAGGAUGGAGACGCCUGUGUUGGAACAGAUGUUCCGAGUGAAUCGAUUCCGGUUUGGGUUGCAGAGGCCGUUGUCGCAAGUUCGCUGA